UAACUGCCGAGUCGAACCAACCGACCGGUCCAUUUCAGGCAUGCGGUUCACUCCCGCGCUCUUCGCCUUCCCCUUUUCCCACCUUCAUCUCUCCUCGGCGGUCGCCUUAAAAUAUUUAAAACCGUAUGUAUCACAAAUUUCCGCUGAAACCAGAUUCGGUCCUCUUCAUCCAAGUGUAGUUUUCCGGUUAUCGAUCGGGUUGUGAGGAUUGUUUUGUCUCAGCAUUGUGAUAAUUUGAUCUGAGGCUCGUUGGAUAGUUAGGGUUUGGAUCGUAACGGGGAAGCGACGGCCGCCGGAGGCGGAGCCGUCGGAUGGCGCUCUUCAGGAGGCUGUUCUAUAGAAAGCCACCAGAUCAGCUCCUGGAGAUCAGCGACAGAGUUUACGUGUUCGACUACUGCUUUUCAUCGGAACAUUUGGAAGAAGAUGGGUAUAAGAAUUACAUGAAUAACACUCUGGUACAGCUUAAGGGCUAUUUUCCUGAUGCUUGUCUCACGGUGAUUAAUUUCAGAGAGGGGGAAGGAAAAAACCUGGUUGCAGAAAUUCUUGCUCGCUUCAAUAUUAGUGUCAUUGAAUAUCCUCACGGAUACCAUGGAUGUCCGCUGCUUCCCUUGAGGAUGGUCUACCAAUUCUUAAGGUUAUGUGAUAACUGGCUGUCAUCAGAAGGGCAGCAAAGCGUUCUCCUAAUGCACUGUGAAAGAGGAGGAUGGCCUGUGCUUUCUUUCAUGCUUGCUUCUCUCAUGCUCUACAGAAGUCAGUACAGUGGAGAGGAAAGGACUCUUGAAAUGAUGUAUAAGCAGGCUCCAAGGGAGCCCCUCCAGAUGUUUUCUCCCUUAAACCCGUUUGCUUCACAUCUGAGGUACCUCCACUACAUCACAGGAAAAGGCAAUGGGAUACAGUGGCCUCUAUGUAAUGUGCCGUACAGUUUGGACUGCCUUAUUCUUCGAAAUGCUCCAUAUUGUGAUGGCAAGGCAGGAUUUAGGCCAUUUGUCCGUGUGUGUGGUCGGGAUCCUUCUAACCUGGUUGAUGAAGGCCAUAGGGUCCUCUUCACUUCACUAGAGAAGAAAGAGCUGGUUCAUAAUUCUGUACAGGCAGAUGGCACAAAGAUAACAAUAGAUGUUCGUUGCAGCAUUCAAGGUGAUGUUGUCCUUGAGUGCAUAUGUUGGGAUGAAGAUCUAGAACGUGAGGAGACGAUGUUCAGGAUUAUGUUCAACACAGCAUUUAUUCAAGACAACGUUCUGCUUCUAAAUAGUGAGGAGAUUGACAUCAUAUGGGGUAUGGAGGACCAGUUUACUAAGAACUUCAAAGCAGAGGUAAUAUUUUCAGAAUUUGAUGUUGGUUCCACAACCCCCCAAGUUGUAACUACAGAGCAGGAUGAAGUGGAAACUGAGGAGUUCUUUGAAGCGGAAGAGAUCUUUAGCAAUUCCGAUUUGCAUGAUGGAACAAGGGACCUGGAUAUUCACUCAACUCCAAUCGAAGUUCAUGACAGCAGCCUGCCUGAAUUUGUUUCAGAUCAUAAAGACACGGAAAAUAUUAGUUUAGAAUUUGACCAUCAGAAUCUGAAGAACGGGCUUGCACAAGAAAUUCUUACUUUGGAUGACCCAAAUGUUUUGCCAGAGAUGGAAACGGAAAAACAGCUAGGAGCCAGCCAUGGUGAUGAAAGCCAGAGGUUGGACAUUGAAAACACGGACAUCAUUGUUGGAACACAUACACAAGACUCAGCAUUUAUAGAAGAAAAUACGUUCAUUACUGGAAAUCUCAGAAUUGAUUUUAAAAAUUCUUUCAGCAAUAUUCUUGAUGAUAAGAAAGUAAUUUGUACCGCAGUAUCAACAGACGAGGCUAAACUUGGCCUACAAAUCAAACUUGCAAAACAGAAUAAUGAAACUUGUGACAUUGGAGGGCAAUGUUUUCAUGAUUCCAGCCCUGAUAGGACCCCUAAAAGGGUUGAUCUGAGUCAGUAUACCAAAAGAAUUCCUAAUUUGGCAGAUGAUCCGAUGAGCUUGCCUGAAAUGAAUGGUUUGAUACACGAAGUGGAGGGCCUUAUGAAUACAGAUACUCGAGAAGUCUUUGAUGGUGGUGCUUUAGGUCAUGCAACUAGUCAGUUAGAAAUUAUACUUGCAGAUCAAUCAGAGUUCAGCUUUAAAAAUGAAGAAUCGGUGAAGGUUGAAUUUCCCGAAGGAGGCUGUGUUCAUAGUGGAAACUGGUCUGAAUUCGGGAACUUUAAUUUGAUUUGUUACAAAGAGGAUGCAAAUGAUAAACAUAAUUUUGAAGCUAAAGAACAUACUAUUUUAGCAUCUAACGGACUUGAACAGGGCUCACAGGGAAACGGGCAAAUUAUUUCAUGUGAUAUGACUCAGAAAUUUGAAACUCAAUUGUUUUGCGAUGAAAGGAGAAGCUCAGGGAUUGAAAAUUCUUAUCCCACUACUGGUACUGAUUUAAACAAGAAGCCUAUUCAUGAUAGCCAAGGUGCUCAAACUGGGAACUCAGAAAUUAUUGAUUGGAUGGAACACAAAGAAGUAAGUCGAAAUUGCAUUAAGGAUGGCUUUGUUUCCCAAAAUAGUGUUUUUCUUGAGCUUUCUUGUGAAAAUAAAGAGGCUCAUGUUGAUAGAAAGAAGAAUGAGGAACAGCAGUCUGCUACAUCACAGAAACAGUCUAGCAUAGCACCUUCUGAUCCAGUUCCCAUUGCACAAAAGGAUAAACUACAAAUAUCAGCUGGUGAUAAUGAAAAACUUACAGAACCACAACUUGUAAUUAUCCAAACUUCUGUGAGCAAUGAUUCAGAAGUUAAUCAUGCCCAUUUGUCAUCUUUCCCAUUUACAAACAGCAGCUCGUUGCCUUCUAUGGCCCCCUCAAUAUCAUCCAUGCCACAUCCAAGCUUGAGAGAAGAUCCCUUUUCACUUUCAUCUGCACCAACAUAUCAUUCACUCCCUUUUUUGUCUCAAUCUUCUCAUUCUGGUAGUCUUCUCCAUGAAACCCCUUCUUCGCCUCCUCAUCAACCUCAUAUGUGUUUGAAAGACAAACUUCCUUCACACUCACAUCCCCCACCACCUCCCCAACCUCCUCAUCAUCCUCCACCCAUGCAUUCCAGAGAUUCACCUAAACGUAAACAUUCUCCUCCUCUCCCUCCACCUCAAAGUUCACCUUCUACAUCCCUGUCUCCACCCCCACCUCCACCCCUACCUCCAGUGCAAUCCAUUCAUCCGAGAUUAUCUUCCACAGUUGCUAGAUCCAACUGUUCAGGUAGUCACCUCUCUUUACUUCCAUAUAGAGAAGCUUGUCAAGCGCCACCUCCUCCUCUAGUAACCCCUCUUAGUAAAAAGCAAAGUGCUAGUGAAUUACUUGCUUCAUACCUACCUCCCUUACCUCCUAUCAAGGUCAAUAGUCCAACUAAAUCCCUUUCAACAACUUUCACAAAUUCGUCAUUCACUGUUUGGAAAUUUGAUUUUGCAUUGUUUGCAUCCCACCUGGCUUUUUUGCCCUUUAUGGAGUUUCAAAAUUCUACUAAAGUCCCUAUGUCAAAAUGUCCAUCUUCAUCACCUUUGCAUCAUGUUAAAAAGUCCAAAACAUCAAAUUUUUUCAGUGCUGAAAUUUCUACACCAUCUUAUGCAUCUACUUUUCACGAGGGAUCUCCAUCACCUUCCGGAGGCACAUCUCCUACAAUUCCAAGAACUUUUAAUCCGUGCCAAAUCCUUGGAGAAAAUACUCCCCAACCUCCACUACCACCCCCUCUUAUUGGAUUUCCAUCUGCACCUGUCACCGAAAGAUGUAAAGGAGCUCCAUCUCUACCACCUCACCCCUUAGGGGGUUAUGGGCAAGGUUCAACUCCAUCCUCUCUUGGACAAACUAUAUCCUCACGACUAGCUCCUCCUCUUCCCUACAAAGGACCUGUUGUCGCACCACCUUCACCACCUUCACCACUAUCUGUAUCUCCUCCACCUCUUCUUUCUCCACAAGUCCCAACUCCUAUUUUUAGAGGAGCUUCACAACUCCCUUCCCUCCCUGGAGGACUUGUGGGAGGACCACUUCCAUACCCCCUGCCUAAUUUUGAGGGAAUUCCAACACCAUCACGUAUUCAUGGAAUGCCUAGGGGACCACCACUGCCACCACCACCCCCUCCUCCUACUUCUGGUGGAGCUCCUACACCAGCGCUUACACCUCCCCCUGAAGGUCAUAGGGUAGCACCAACUCCAUCUUCACUCCCUGGAGGACUUGGGGAAGCUCCACCACUGCUUCCUUCUCCUAGAGAAUUUGGUGGACCUCCAUCACUAACCCCACCUUUUGCUUUUGGAUCCAGCGGAAUUUCUUUAGAACCACGUUAUCAUGGUGGACAUGAGGGUGCUCCUCCACCGCCACUUCCACCUAGUGGAUAUCAUGAUAGAGAUCCACCUACAUCAUCUACCACUAAAGGAGGUGUACCACCUCCUCCAAUGCUUCCGAGGACUCCAGGUGUUCCCCCGCCACCUCCAAGUUCUGGCUUGAGAGGGCCACCACCACCAUUAGGCCCCAUGACUGGUGGAAAGGGACUUGGAUUUGCACGUGCUGGUGUUCCUUCUACAGCCAUAAAAAAAUCAAUUUUAAAACCAUUGCAUUGGGUUAAAGUAACAAGAGCUACGCAAGGGAGUUUAUGGGCAGAACUACAAAAGUAUGCUGAUGCACAGAGCACUACAGAAUUUGACAUUUCAGAGCUUGAGACUCUUUUCUCUUCUGUUGUUAAAAAACCAGACGGUUCUAAGUCGGAAGGACACAAAUCUAUUACUAAAUCUGAUAAAGUGCAUCUGGUUGUUGAUGUUAGAUCUGAGGCAGUGACCAUUAAAGUGUUGGCGGUGGCUUGA
Messenger RNA from Dendrobium catenatum, 4829 nucleotides. Its product is annotated as formin-like protein 20. NCBI's taxonomy places the organism in Eukaryota, Viridiplantae, Streptophyta, Magnoliopsida, Asparagales, Orchidaceae. The transcript is spliced from 6 exons. The record is from RefSeq and is a predicted model, not a curated record. The coding region runs from base 312 to 4829 and encodes 1505 amino acids.